Molecule: messenger RNA, 3188 nt
Organism: Trichoderma reesei QM6a
Lineage: Eukaryota; Fungi; Ascomycota; Sordariomycetes; Hypocreales; Hypocreaceae
Exons: 3
Coding region: 1-2835 (944 amino acids)
Biological process (GO): cytoplasmic microtubule organization; spindle assembly; meiotic cell cycle
Cellular component (GO): mitotic spindle pole body; spindle pole; gamma-tubulin small complex
Molecular function (GO): gamma-tubulin binding; microtubule minus-end binding
Source: RefSeq, a predicted model, not a curated record
AUGUCGUCUGGCGUACGAACGAGGGCAUCUAGCCGCGCCAAUGCCUUUGCCGACGAGCGAUCCCGGAUCUCUGGAGCCAAUGGAAGCUUUCGAAGUGGCACAGCGGAUGCGAGAAAUGCAGAGGCGCCCCAGUUGGUAGACAGCGAAUCACAUAAGCGGCCAUCACCAAGCAAUGCAAGCCGCGUGGGCAAGGCCAGGGACGAUAGGCGCUACGAUGAGCGCAGAGUCAUCGAGCGGACCUUUGAAGCUCAUGUGGAGCGAGGCACACCGCGGACAGCCAGUCCAGCCAAGCAGGAGCAGCAACGGCGUUCGCAGCAGCAACAGCAACAACAGCAGCAACAGCAACAACAACAGCAGCAGCAGCAGCAGCAGCAGACAGACAAGAGACCGGCCGAGAUGCGCAGACAAAAGUCGUCGACGGACCUGCGGCAGAGAGAUAUUCGAGCAGAGACCCCGCCAGGUUCAUGGAACCCGGAGGCGACGUUGCUCCCGCACACAUCUGCCGCCCUUGCCUCGCGAAUUUCGAUUCCUCCGAUUGCGUUCACAAUCCCGCAAGCGCCACAGCCAAAGCCCCUGCACGAACUGACGCUGGAAGCUCAGGAGGCAGCCAUCGUCGAAGACCUGUUGUAUGUUUUCAUGGGCUACGAGGGACAGUACAUUCGAUAUGCUCGAGGUUACAGUCCCACAGAGGAGAGGGACCGACUGUCCGGGCCGCCCUUUCGUAUCCUGCCCGGCCUAGACCCCAGCCUACACGAUCUGACCAAGUCGAUGCUGAAAAUGGCAACCUACUACUCGGCCCUGGAAGCGUUCGUCGACGUGCAGAGCCGCGAAGAGUUUGGCGCCGUGAACCAUGCGUUGUGUGCGUCAGUGAGAAAGUGCUUGCAAGACUACCUAGUCAUGAUUGCCCAGCUCGAGACACAGUUUCUGACGAGCGAAUCCUUUACUGUCCAUGUUCUCAACAUUCACACUCUACCUACAUGUCAGAUGCUGUCCCAUCUCUAUUCGUUGGCACAAGAGCUCCUGAAGAAGAAUGCCCUACUAGAUGACGAAAGCGACGAGGAAGAGGAUGAUGAAGUGGACGACUACGAUAAGGUUCUUGAGAGGCUCGCUGAAGGAGGGGACUUAGUUCCUGGAAGUUCCAAGGCCCUGAAAGUCUGCAAGGGCGGAGGUGUUUUGGGUCUCUUGGCCUCAAGGCUGGAAUCGAUGGGUGGUGACCCGGCUGCUCGAUCCCUGCUGACCUCAUUACUCCGGGAUGCGAGCCGGCCGUAUAUGAAGAUGUUGAAUGAGUGGCUCCACCAUGGCAGCAUACACGACCCUCAUUCUGAAUUCAUGAUCAGGGAACAGAAGAGCAUCGGGCGAGAGAGGCUCGAAAGGGAUUAUAUCGAUGAAUAUUGGGAGAGGAGGUAUACGAUCAGGGACCAGGAUGUACCACCCCAGCUGGAAGGCGUCAAGGAGAAAGUGCUGCUGGCCGGCAAGUAUCUCAACGUCGUUCGCGAAUGUGGUGGAGUAGAUGUGAGCAAAAUCGUUACCGAACUGCCAACCUCCUUCGACGAUAAACGAUUUAUUGAGAACGUCAACAACGCCUACGCUCAUGCCAACGAGUCCCUGAUGCAGCUCCUUCUCACAACGCACGAGCUCCCACUACGACUACGUUCGCUCAAGCUCUACUUCUUCCUCGACCCAUCCGAUUCUUUCUCCUACUUCCUCGAGCUGGGUUCCUCCGAACUGAGGAAGCCGGCCAAGAAUGUCAACACGAGCAAGCUUCAGUCGCUUCUGGAUCUCGUCCUGCGCCAACCCGGAACUGUUUCCUCACUUGACCCCUUCAAGGAGGAUGUCAAGGUGGAGAUGAACGAGAUCACCCUGAUCAACAACCUCCAGCGAGUUGUAAAUAUCACGGGCAUAGAGUCGGGCCAAGUGAUGCAGCCCGUAAUUAACCAACAGCCCAUUGAACCAGACAAGAAUGCAACAGGCUUCACAUCACUGCAGCUGGACUAUUCAGUCCCCUUCCCUGUCUCGCUGGUAAUCAGCCGCAAGACAGUCUGGCGUUACCAGGCGCUUUUCCGCUUUCUGUUACAUCUACGCUACCUAGAGUCUCAGCUAUCGUCAACGUGGCAAGCACACACCCGAGCCGUGACCUGGUCUCACAAGAGUCCAAAUCAGGAGCUCGAGACGUUGAAGAGGCGUGCCUGGACCUUGCGAGGGAGAAUGCUCGUAUAUGUGCAGCAGGUGCUGUAUUUCUGCACCUCUGAGGUCAUCGAGCCAAACUGGACAAAGUUUAUGUCUCGGCUGAAAGCCAAGGACGAGACGUCGGAUAGAAAAUCCAGCUUCAACCGGACUGUGGACGAGCUGAUGCAGGACCAUGUAGACUUUCUGGACACGUGCCUGAAGGAAUGCAUGUUGACGAACAGCAAGCUGUUGAAGGUCAACUCGAAGCUUAUGCAAACCUGCGCCAUCUUCUCCCAGUACACCGGGUUCCUCACUCGCGAGCUCGAAAAGAUUGAUCCCGACCUCUCGAGCGGCACCAAACCCGACAACAUGACGAAUGAUCAAUGGCAGCGAUUCCAAUCCGCCAAAGCGGCCCCCUCCCGUUCGACAUCAACGCAGCAGGACACGUUGAGCCAGGAGGACGCCGAGGCUCGCGUGACGCACCUCUCGGACUUCGUCCGCAAGUGGGAGAGCAACUUUGGUCGCCACAUGAAGAUCCUCUCGGACUCGCUGAAUCACUACGCCGCAACCGAGACGGUCGUUCUGCUGAGUCUCUGCGCCAGGCUGAGCUCAGUGAACCAGGGCACUGAGUGGGCUGCCAUUGGGAUAGAGGAUGAUGACCAGCCGUAAACAGGUCCAAUCCAGAAAUGGAGACUAAUGACGGAGGGGUUCGGGCUACAGGCCCUUUCACGACAGCUUUCGGAACCUUUGAGUGUUUGCUUAAUGAUGGUUGAUCUUUUGGUGUAAUGGCGUUGGACAUGUCAAGAGUCUGGAAAGCAGAAGUGGGUAUAUCUUGAACUCAUCACGCCAAAGGGGGUCUUCAGUAUCGGCAUCCGCUAGGUUGUACUCAUACAGUAGAUUGUCAUGGACAGAUAAGCUUGGUGAAGAGGGGAAACGGUCACGGAAAGGGCGGAGACUACCAUUCCCCGCAAGCAAGCAGACGUUCAUGUUUUUCAGAGCGAAAUAUAGAUCAAUCGGUAUAU